CCACUGUGCGGACAGAGUGUGCCAAUGUGCUCCACUGUGAAAACAAAGCACAAAUCAUAAAGCAGAAAUAUAGUAUUCAAAUAACUCAAAAGUUUUACUGUCUCUCGCAUUGCGACGCGUGCCGCGAUUGCAGCAACAGCAACAGCCACAACUUUGACUGCAACUGCAACUGCAACGGCAGCAACUUUUUUUACUGUUUACUGUCUGGCAAUUAUUAGCGUUUGCAUUGCAUAAAAAAGAGCGACAAGCGACCACGCCCCCCCUUGGAGCCAUGGCCUGCCGCCCAUACACGCCCUAUGUGCUGGCCAGCAUCGCAUUGUUGUUGUCCCUCGGUCUGAUUCUCUUUGCCAUCUUCAUGGAGCGUCACUCGGAGCCAAAGAAUCAAAUGAAGAUGCAACAAGUUCAAAAUGUGAAUUGGAAUUGGGAUUAUGCAGAGCUUGAAGAUGUUUUGCCCACCGAAGCGAGUUUGCCACAGUCCGAAGAUGUGUUCAACGCUUUUGCCAGAGCUUUGUUGCUCGUUGCCACCACACCAGCAACCACAACAACAACAGCAACUCAAUCAUCAUCGUUGGAUUCAUUGACCACCGAAUUGGCUUCCGGGUCAACCGGAAUCCCGCCCCCAGCUGAGGAGACGACGGCCUGGAAAACAUUGACCUCGCAUCCCAAUUCGUUGGUGCAAUUGCUGCCAUCGAGGGCCAUGCGAGUGGUGCAGGAGGUGGUGAGAUCGCUGCGGAAGGAGCGCGAAAUUGUGGCGAGCACAACGCUGGGCAAGGUGCGAGGCAGAUAUCUGAAGUAUCGCUCAGGUGAACGAGGCGGUUACUACAGCUUCAAGGGCAUGCGAUACGGAGCGGCGCCAAUCGGAGCCAGAAGAUUCCGCGCUGCGGAGCCAGAGAAACCUUGGACGGGUGUGAGAGAUGCUUCAAGAGAGGGUCAAAGUUGUCCGCACAAGAACAUGAUACUUGACACGUUCAAGGGAGACGAAGAUUGUCUGUUCCUCAACGUGUUCACUACAAGAAUGCCCAAGGAGGAUGAAUCCCAAGUCAAGCUGCCUGUCAUGGUCUGGCUUCACGGAGGCGGCUUCUCCUUUGGCUCUGGCAACUCCUUCCUCUAUGGUCCUGAUUAUCUGGUAGCAGAAGACAUCGUUCUCGUCACACUCAACUACAGACUUGGUCCUCUUGGCUUUCUCACUGCUGGACCCGAUGCGCCUGGUAAUCAGGGAUUGAAGGAUCAAAUUCUCGCACUCAAGUGGGUUAGGGAUAACAUUGAGGCCUUCGGUGGCGAUCCAAAUCAAGUGACCAUCUUUGGCGAAUCAGCGGGCGCCUCUUCAGUUCAGUUCCUCCUACUCUCUCCAUUAGCCAAAGGACUCUUUCAUCGCGCCAUCUCACAGAGCGGCUCCGCCUUGAAUCCCUGGUCCAUGGCAGCCAGUUCAAGUCAGAGAGCAGCUCGUCUGGCUGCCAAUCUGGGCUACGUGGGUGCCAACAACACUGAGGAGAUCUUGGACUUUUUGCGUCGAGUGCCUGCCAUGAAACUGGUUGAAGCAGCGCCCACAACGCUGACAGCUGAAGAUCAGCGCAACAACAUCGGAUUGCCUUUUGUGCCUGUAGUCGAGGGAUAUUGGAACCAGGACUCACAGGAGGAGAACUACCUGGAGGAGCCCUUCCUUACGCAGCAUCCCAGCGACAUGUACGAGGAGCACAACUUCAACAGCGAUGUGCCUUACAUGACAGGCUACAACACACACGAAGCGAUGCUCUUCAUUCGAAGAUUGCGUAAGAAUCCACAGCUGUUGGGCAUCAUUGAGAAUGACUUUGGUCGCCUCGUGCCUCACGAUUUGAAUGUCACGCACGUGCACGACAGAGUCACGCGUGAGAUACGCUCCUUCUACUUGGGCAACAAGCACGUGGGUCUCGAGUCCGUGGACGAGAUGAUAGCGCUCCUCACUGAUUUGAUGUUCCUGCAAGGCAUUCGACGCACAGCUCGCAAUCAUGCCAAGUUCGGCAAUGCGCCUGUUUAUAUGUAUCGCUUCUCCUUCGAUGGAGCUUUGGGAUUAUACAAGCGCAUGUUGGGCAUCCCUAGGCCAGGUGUUUGCCAUGGCGAUGAGAUGGGUUACUUGUUCAAGUUUGGCUUCUUCAAUCUCAGCUUGGAUCCCAAGUCAAUGGAGGUGCAAGUGAAGAAUCGCAUGGUGCGCAUGUGGACAAACUUUGCCAAAUAUGGCACUCCCACGCCGAACUUUGACGAUCCCAUACUGAACACCAAGUGGACGCCUAUCGAUGCUACGAAUGUGAUGAACAGUCUCAACUAUUUGGACAUCUCGCAUGAGAUCAACAUGAAGACAAAUCCAGAGCCAGAACGUCAGAGAUUCUGGGAUGAGAUGUAUCAGCAUUACAACGGUGCGGCCAUGUGAAGUUGCCACACACGUUUAUCACCAUCUCCACACACACACACAUUCACACACUCACACACACGAUUUUGCCAUUUUGUCAGAGAGUGAGCAGAAGAAUAUUUAAUGCAAAUAUCAUUGUAAAAUUAUCGUAGUUUGUAGCCAAUUAGUUUGUUAGUCCAAUUAGUGUUUAGCUUGUACAUAAGUGUUGCAGCAUUUAUAAACAUUUACACACACACACACUCCACAUAUACACACAUAAACAUGUAGUCUAAGCAAUUGUACUUAUAGCGUACCCAAAGCCAACAAAUCUUUUCCUUACUUCUCAUUGUACAAUAUCAGGUGUAAAUAGUCAAAAGGCUUUUCUUCAAAGUGUCCAACAUUCAAUUCGAGAUCUGAUUGAAUUCUGAUCCGACCCACAAUAAAGUUAUUAACGUGAUUGCCCAUAACACACGUUUUUUUGUAUCGUA
This is a messenger RNA of Drosophila albomicans, 2850 nucleotides long. Its product is annotated as juvenile hormone esterase. Gene Ontology annotation, molecular function: hydrolase activity. The transcript is spliced from 8 exons. The coding region runs from base 272 to 2404 and encodes 710 amino acids. Lineage: Eukaryota; Metazoa; Arthropoda; Insecta; Diptera; Drosophilidae. The record is from RefSeq and is a predicted model, not a curated record.